AUGGAGGACGACGGCCCAACGCCGACUUCCGCUGCGUCUGACCAGCAGCUGGGCCACGACUCGACUUCCUCACCCGCCUCUGACCUCGCCGGCGCCGACCGAGUCUUCCCAAUUCGCUCCGUGGUCCGCGUUGAUCCGCUGUCCCACGAGGAGCUCUUUCCACACCUGGCCGACGCCGAUAAACAGGGCCCCGGCAUACCAGUACACCUCCUCACCUCUACAACCCGCACAGACUCGUGGUCCGAUGCGCGAAGAUCCGAUGCUGAGCCCAUGUCACCCACCUCACCACCCCCGCCAAGCGACAGAGCCGCCCAGAUCCGCCGAAAGAGAGCAAUGAGCGGGCCCUAUAGCAGUCUACAGGCGGACGCCGCUCGCCAUAGUUCCAUUCCGAUAGCGCUGAAUCUGGCCAUUUCGGAUAGGGAAGACGAAGAUGGGUCGGAAGCGCCUGCCGACGAGAACGCUGGGGACGGGGACGACAAGUCGUUGGAGCCGACCGACGCAUCGGUGGCAUCUGGUGACCGGUCCGUGGAGGAGGCUAUCCAUAUCGCGACGCGCUUUACACAUGUCAUAACAGACGAAGGGCAUGCCGUCAUAACGGGGAGAGACGGAGUCUUGCAGAGAUGCGAAGAUGAGCCCAUCCACAUCCCAGGCGCCAUCCAAAGCUUUGGCGUCCUGCUGGCGAUGCGUGAAGAGGCUGAAGGUCAGUUUGUUGUGCGGUAUGUUAGCGAGAACAGUAAAAGGAUCCUGGGCUAUACGCCUCAGCAACUAUUUCGACUCGAAAGCUUCCUCAACAUCCUGACCGAUGAGCAGCAAGACAACCUCCUAGACCAUAUUGACUUUAUCCGAGACGAGGAUGCCGACCCGGCUUCCAAUGGACCCGAAGUCUUUGGCUUGUCCAUCCGGGGUAAAAAGGAUAGAAAGAGCGUCAAGCUCUGGUGUGCCAUGCACAUCAAUGCCGCCCACCCUGACAUGAUUAUUUGCGAGUUUGAAAAGGACGAUGACCAAGAGUUCCCUCUUCAGCCGCCGGAAGAGAAGACCGAGCCCACCGCCGCCGACACCCUCAACGGCAAUCCCACGCUUGAGCAGAUCGAAGAGAGCACCGAAAUCCUGAGCAAACCGCUGAGGAUCUUGCGAAGCGCCAGAAAGAGGCGAGGCGACCAAGGUGCAAUGCAGGUCUUUGACAUCAUGUCCCAGGUCCAGGAGCAGCUUUCCUCGGCCCCUGAUCUCGACAUCUUCCUCAAGGUUCUCAUUGGCAUAGUCAAGGAACUCACUGGCUUUCACAGGAUCAUGAUAUACCAGUUUGACUCUUCGUGGAACGGCAAGGUCGUAGCCGAGCUCGUCGACGCUUCCAAAACCACCGAUCUGUACAAGGGACUUCAUUUCCCAGCAUCCGACAUCCCCGCCCAAGCACGCGACCUGUACAAGCUGAACAAGGUCCGCCUGCUCUACGACCGAGACCUGGAGACUGCCCGAAUCGUCUGCCGGACCAAGGAGGAUCUCGACGUACCCCUGGACAUGACCCAUGCGUAUCUGCGAGCCAUGUCCCCGAUCCACCUGAAAUACCUAGCCAACAUGGCUGUGCGGUCAUCAAUGUCAAUCUCGCUCAACGCUUUCAACGAACUCUGGGGCCUGAUGGCAUGCCAUUCGUACGGGAACCACGGCAUGCGAGUUUCUUUUCCGAUUCGCAAAAUGUGCCGCUUGGUGGGGGACACGGCUUCGAGGAACAUCGAGAGAUUGUCGUAUGCAUCCCGGCUGCAGGCCCGCAAACUCAUCAACACUGCCCCUACCGAUAAGAACCCCACCGGAUACAUCAUUGCCUCUUCCGACGAUCUGCUCAGGCUGUUCGACGCCGACUUUGGUUUGCUUUCCAUUAGGGGUGAAACAAAGAUCUUGGGCGUCAUAGAACAAAGCCAAGAAGCUUUGGCCAUGCUUGAAUACCUUCGAAUGCGUCGACUGACAUCGGUGGUAGCGUCGCAGGAUGUUAGAGAAGAUUUUCCAGAUUUGCAGUACCCUCUGGGCUUCCAGGUAAUCGCAGGACUGCUCUACGUCCCCUUGAGCGAGGGGGGUCACGAUUUCAUUGUCUUUUUCCGCAGAGGGCAGAUUAAGGAGGUUCGAUGGGCGGGGAAUCCAUACGAAAAGACGCUUCGAGAAGGAACCGUCGGUUAUCUGGAGCCUCGAGCAAGCUUCAAGACAUGGAACGAGCUGGUCGUUGGCAAAUGCCGCGAAUGGGUGGAGGAGCAGAUUGAGACCGCCGCGGUGCUCUGCUUGGUCUACGGGAAAUUCAUUGAAGUCUGGAGGGAAAAAGAGGCCGCUAUACAUAAUACUCGGCUGACGAGACUUCUGCUAGCCAACUCGGCGCACGAGGUCCGUACACCCCUCAACGCCAUCAUCAACUACCUCGAAAUCGCUCUCGAGGGUUCCCUCGACCAGGAAACUAGAGACAACCUCGCCAAGUCACAUUCAGCCUCAAAGUCGUUGAUCUAUGUUAUAAACGAUCUCUUGGACUUGACCAAGACAGAGGAAGGUCAUCAUCUGACUGUGCAGGAAACCUUUGAGUUCCUCCCAUGUGUCAACGAAGCCUUGGACCCGUUCCGCAUCGAUGCCGAGAGGAAAGGGAUCGACUAUCAGGUUACGCACCAUCCUGGGCUGCCGCGCUUUGUCAUGGGUGACACCCGGCGUCUUCGACAAGUCAUCACAAACAUCACAGCAAACGCAAUAGCGCAUACGACUUCUGGAUAUGUGAAUGUGGACGUUCUUGUCGCCGGAAUGAGGGAAGAUCGCCAAGUCCUCAUCGACAUUGUCGUUGAAGACUCGGGCAGCGGCAUGACUCCUUUGCAGAUGGACGGUCUCUUUCGUGAUCUCGAGCAAGUGGGCACCGAAGAGCUGGAGCUGCGUUCGCCGUUUGAGGAGAAGGAGAAAAGUCGGCAACAACUGAAGACCUUGGGGCUCGGUCUGGCUGUCGUUGCUCGAAUUCUCAGAAAUGCAGGCGGCCAGCUGCGAUUAAAGUCAAAAGAAGGGGAGGGUUCCCGAUUCGUGAUUGAGAUGCCGUUUCAGCUGCCCAAAGACUCGUCUGAGAUGGAAGGCGACGCCUCUACCAACGGCCUCGUCCCUUCCAGCGAAGAGAUCUCGGCGGCCAAGUCACUGCCUCUGGCGAAAGAAGAUGAGAUACUCUUGAUCAAACCCAACAAGACCAUGAGCGAUACAGCAUCUGUGGGACGGCAGAGCAUCGAAAGCCGCCACAGUGCUGUGAGUCAGGAUGGGAGCCAGAGGAGCGAUGCGGACCGCCUGAUCGACGCCAUCAAAACCCCGUUGUCUAGACACGACAAGGAACUGGAUUACUUCGCCACCGGCCAGCUGCCCACAACCGCAAGCUUCACCGGCACGAGCUUUCCUGUCACUUUGAAGGAGCCUAUCAGCCACAAGCUGACGAAGAAUCCCGUCGACGAGGACGCUGGCGCCGCCAAGGUGCGCGACUCGAGGGUACCUGUCCGCGCGAUCAAAGUUCCAGACGAAUAUAUCGACAUACCCCCUGCCGCUGUACCUACACACAACAGGACGGGGAGUGUUUCUGAAGCCGAUACAGAUGCAACAGAACCAAAACGCGCGACUGGCAUCGUCAGCGACGCUGCUGCAGACGGCAACACCGCACUGCGCGUGCUUGUCGCUGAGGAUGAUCCCAUCAACAUGAAGAUUCUCAAAAAGCGACUGGAAAGGAGUGGUAAUACAAUUCAGCAUGCCGUGAACGGACAGGAUUGUGCGGCAAGAUACAACGAUGGCUCAUCUGCGUUUGACGUCGUCCUGAUGGAUAUGCAGAUGCCGAUUGUCGAUGGACUGACUAGUACUAAGCUAAUCAGAGCAAUGGAAACAUCAUCUGAGCACAAGGGUCACUCGCCCCUGGCCUCCAGAUGUGGUCGCAUACCAAUCUUCGCCGUGUCUGCCUCUCUAGUCGAAGAGCUCAAGGACAUUUACGUCGAGGCGGGCUUCGAUGGAUGGAUCCUGAAGCCCAUUGAUUUUAAGAGACUCGCAACGCUCCUUCGCGGCAUCUACGACGACGAAACGCGCAAGUCGUGUAUAUACGUUCCUGGAGAGUGGGAAAGGGGCGGCUGGUUUACGGAGUCCUCCACAGCAAUCGCCGUGAGUGAGUGA
This is a messenger RNA of Trichoderma reesei QM6a, 4146 nucleotides long. RefSeq names its product histidine kinase-like protein. Gene Ontology annotation, molecular function: phosphorelay sensor kinase activity; protein binding. The transcript has 3 exons. NCBI's taxonomy places the organism in Eukaryota, Fungi, Ascomycota, Sordariomycetes, Hypocreales, Hypocreaceae. Gene Ontology annotation, biological process: phosphorelay signal transduction system; regulation of DNA-templated transcription; detection of visible light. The record is from RefSeq and is a predicted model, not a curated record. Bases 1 to 4146 code for a protein of 1381 amino acids.